Messenger RNA from Priceomyces carsonii, 1224 nucleotides. RefSeq lists its product as uncharacterized. The record is from RefSeq and is a predicted model, not a curated record. Gene Ontology annotation, molecular function: RNA binding; ribonuclease T2 activity. Gene Ontology annotation, cellular component: extracellular region. Lineage: Eukaryota; Fungi; Ascomycota; Pichiomycetes; Serinales; Debaryomycetaceae. The transcript has a single exon. The coding region runs from base 1 to 1224 and encodes 407 amino acids. Gene Ontology annotation, biological process: RNA catabolic process.
AUGAUAAAAGUUCUAGUGGGAGCAGCUAUUCUUCCUCUUCUUCCAAAUGUACUAGCUUCCUAUAUUGGUAGAAAUCAAGCAAUUUUUGAAGUUCCAGGAAUUGAUGGAGCGUGUCCUAUUGACUUACCGAUAACGUGCUCAAACUCAACACCAAUAGAAAACAAAUGUUGUUUUGAAUCACCAGGUGGUAUCUUUUUGCAGACUCAAUUCUGGGACUACUAUCCCCCUAUUGGUGACAAUGACACGUUCACUCUCCAUGGCUUGUGGCCCGACAAUUGUGACGGCUCAUAUGAGCAGUUCUGCGAUGAUACCAUGAACAUCGACAAAGCUGGCGAUAUUGUUCUUAAUCAAUUCGGCGAUAAAGUAUUAUACGAGAAGAUGAAAAAACACUGGAAAAACUUUAACGGUGAUGAUGACUCGCUAUGGGUGCAUGAGUUUAAUAAACAUGGAACUUGCGUUAAAACUUUGUAUCCUACUUGUUAUAGAAGUUUUAUUGCAAAUAAAAAUGUUGUAGACUAUUUCAACAUUUCUAUGAAACUUUAUGAAAGUCUUCCAACGUUUAAGCUUUUAGAAGCUGAUGGAAUCGUCCCUUCGACAACAGAAACAUACACCAAAAGACAAAUAGCAGAUGCUCUUUCUAAAGGUUUUGGGGGACAUAAUGUCUAUUUUAAGUGCAACAAAUAUAGGGCACUUCAAGAGAUAUGGUACUAUCACUACCUACAUGGAUCUAUAAAACAGCAACAGUUCUUACCCAUUUCAUCUUUGUUGACAUCGAAUUGCCCUGAGGAGGGCAUUAAGUUUUUGCCUAAGUCCGGGUGGAAACCACCACCAACAACUCCAAAUCCUCCUCCUUCUUCUCCGGGCAAGGGAUACAUAAAAAUUUCGAAUCAUAAUGGUUGCCUUAUCAGCAACGGUGAAUGGUACCAAUACGGAACAUGUGCAACUUUUCAAAUAUUUAAACUGCAGUUUGGUGGCUACAAUUUGAAGUCAUCAAAAGGGUUUUGCGGCAUAUCACCCGAGGGGCAAUUACAGUGUAAUCGUGCCAUCCAACCGUCAAAGUUUCAAUUUCAAUAUGAGAAGUCAUCUGGAGUCAUUGGAUAUGGCGGUGUUGACUCAUGGUGCUUUAACAAAGAAGCUUCUCAUGGUCCAGGAAAAUAUCAACAGGUACCAGUCAUGAUAGGAAAAGGUGAAUGCCAAGAUAAAUUUCAGCUCAAGCUAAUAUAA